Pocillopora verrucosa is the source of this 1999-nucleotide messenger RNA. RefSeq lists its product as uncharacterized. The record is from RefSeq and is a predicted model, not a curated record. Lineage: Eukaryota; Metazoa; Cnidaria; Anthozoa; Scleractinia; Pocilloporidae.
CAAAUGUAUCUUUUGUUGAUACUCUGGAUUAGUUAUCACGGACGAAAUGCCAUGAGUCUUUAGCUAUGUAUGUGGAGAAGACUCUCGUCCAUCUAAAACAGAACGACCUGGAAGAGAUAAAGACAGUGUAAGUAAGUGAGCCAAAUCGUCUGCAUACCAGCAAACAUUUCCUGAUUCACCAAACAAGGCGGUGAAACUAACGGAAUUCCGUGGAGUCUCGCAAUCACCGCUUUUAGACCGAUCUCAGACGACGUCUGGACCGAUCUCUGAGCUGAAGGUCUUAUUUGGAAAUCGAAUCGCAUUUGGGCAGCCAUGUUUCGAUUCCUGUUCAGUAAAAGAGGAAAAGGGAACAUCUCUCCACCAAUAGAAACACACCGAACCACGGAAAACUUUGAUAUGCCAUCUACUAGAACGUUCAAGGUCUUACGACCUGUUUUUCUCGUGUCUGUCUUCACGGGGUACUCGCAUAAAAACUAUCGUGUUCAAGGAGUUCUUGGUGGCUUUCUGUGGCUCGCUAUGCUCCUUGCUCAUGCAACAUUGGACUUUCUUGCUGCCCGUCAAGUCUAUACGUACGGAUGGGCUUCGGUGUCUUUGAGUCUCUUUCUAGUGUGUUUUAUAUGCACAAUUUUUAACAACAAAAAAAUGUUACCUUGGCUUGAAAAGGGAUUGUCACUGCUAGAGGAAGAUAAGAGAUAUCCCAAAACAAUGGAAAAAUGCCAGAAAGUUUUUAAGUGGAUACCGCUGUUUACCCUGGCAUUUGGAUUGUUCUGUGGAGCUGGUAUCUUCGCCUGCCUUCAUUUUGACGAGACGUUGGACGUCAAAAUAAACCUCGACGGAGCGAGAUCUGAGUUCCCGGACUACGCGCUCGUCACUCUGAAAGUGAUUCGAUUCUUGGCAGCUUGUUACGUCAUGUUUGCUUUAGCGCUGUUUUGGACCGUCACAGUAUGUGUCAUGCACAUAACUGGUUACUCUAUGACGGAGUUUCACGAGGAGAUAACCAAGCACCUGGUCGACAGGGACUCACCAAUCACGUUCAGACAAGGAGUAGUAUCGUUCUCAGAGAGGGGAAGAUUUGUGAGAAAAUCUGCGUCUGCGUGCAGGGUUACGCUGGCUGUUCUUUUGGUGUACAGCAUCGCAUCCCUUGCAGUGAAUGCAUUUCUGUUUUUGUACAAGCAGCGACACAUUGUGUUCGCUUUCUAUGCGUUGCUUCCCAGUGUCGUCGCUGUCUACCCUCUGUGCAUGGCUGCUUGGGUAACAAAACAAUACUCAUGGUAUCUCGCGGUGGUGGUGAAAGCCUGGGCCGAGAGACCCGAAAGCAGUUCCGAAGAGGAAGAAAACGAGCGUGACGCUCCGAGACAAAAAGAAAAGCUGGGUCAAAAGCGAGGGCGAAGUCUGUGGAGAAGAGUACACAGCGCAAAGAAAAGCGCUCGCAAAGAGAACCUCCUCCCACUCAAGAAGGCGAAUUCUAACCCUCUGGCUAGUGAAGUCAAGUCUGGAGUGGAAGAGAUAUCAACUAAGCAGAGCUACGUCGGAGAAUCUCUCCUUCGUCCGCAGGUCACUGUAAGUGAUCCGGAACUCUCCGAGGACGAUCGGCCACAAAAUAACAGCCAUUCGGACGACGACCAGCUUAAACCGAAGGAACCCGACGGCAGUGAAACUCCGAAGAGAUCCCGACGCGAGGUUUUGGAUAUGGUUCUUCGAGGAGCCGCAAGAGCUGUCGGAAAACUUAAACACAACGCCAAGAAACCUAAGUUUAAUUUCGAGAAAUACAUCUCUUAUCUUCAGAACGUUCUACCCAAUAUUGGUUUUGACAUUAUGGGAAUCAUUGUCACCUGGAAUAUGGUGUCCGCCAUCAUAUUUCUCGAGGUGUCCGUUCUUGCGCUUUUUGUUCAAGAAUCGAUUUUCGGCAAUUCCAAAGCGACAGUUGCAUUGUAGAGAUACUGAUGCUACAGAUACAAUGAAAAAUAUAGGCUCUGUACAAUUUGAACUUUUAAAAGAU